Staurois parvus is the source of this 1832-nucleotide messenger RNA. The record is from the annotation of a GenBank genome assembly. NCBI's taxonomy places the organism in Eukaryota, Metazoa, Chordata, Amphibia, Anura, Ranidae.
GUGGAAGAGGAAAAGGAACCUAUGGAUAUAAUAACCAUGCCUGUGGAAGAGGAAAAGGAGCCUAUUGAUAUAAUUAUGCUUGUGGAAGAGGAAAAUGAACCUAUUAAUAUAACAACUCUACCCGUGGAAGUGGAAAAGGAACCUAUGGAUAUAAUAGCUAUGCCUGUGAAAGAGGAAAAGGAAUCUAUGGAUAUAAUAAAUAUGUCUGUGGAAGAGGAAAAGGAACCUAUUGGUAUAAUGAUGCCUGUGGAAGAGGAAAGGAAACCUACUGAUAUAACUUUGCCUAUGGAGGAGGGAAAGGAUCCUAGCAAUAUAGUACCUGUGCCAGUGGUUGAGCAAAAGGAACCUAUUGAUUUAAUAACUAUGCCUCUGUUAGAGCAAAACAAACGUGAUGAUUUAAUAACUGUGCCUCUGGCAACACAAAUGGAAAAGUGUUACUUAUUAGAUCAAGCUGAAGAACCACUAGCAACUUUAGCAGACUUGGUCACAGAUAAACAGAAGACAACAGAAGUGGAGCCAAUCACUCAUACCAUAGAGACAGAACGAAUACCACAUAUACCAUUGGCUGAGACAGAGUCUCCAGGUAUUUUUCAUCCAACAGAAGCAACAUGGAGCCUCUCUACAAACACUGAAUCUGACAACUCUCCAACAGACAUAAGAGAAGCAUCAAGUAAGCCUCUUUCAUUACCCGCUGAUGAUCAUCUACAACAACACAAGACUGUCACUACUGAUUAUCUUCCAGGGAAAACUGUGAACCCAGCAGAAGCCACAGGAAUUACUGCAGAGACAAUAACCUUUUCAGAUGAAGGGAUCAAAGGAACUAUUCAGCCUUUAUCAAGUAAAAACCUAUGUGAGGUUAAUGACAAACCUGAUUUGCUUAUAGGCCCUACAAAGAUAGUAGAUUCCUGGCUAACCAGUCAGAAGUCGGAGAAGGAACAGUGGGUGCUUGUGGAGAAAGAGGAACUUGCAGAUUUCAAGGAAGAGGGAGAAGAUAAGCUGCCAAGGCCAGCCAGCCUAAAUCAAGAAGGAGAUAACCAAGAGGAACCCAAGGCAGAGGAAGAGGCAGUAGAAAGGGCCUCGGUGUGCAGCACUCUGAGUGACCCGCAACUGGCAGGAAAAAGCAGUAGUGAGACCAGUACUCCUGAAGAACUUAGAACUUAUGAAGAUUCUAGUUCCGGAGUGGAAUCCCACUCAGAUGAUGUAGCCACAUCACCACAAACCACACUAACUCCUGACCCAGAUCUAGGUAUCCACAUGGGCCAGGAAGAAGGGUCAGACACCCCAGCAGGAACUCCAGCCUCAAAGAGCAAUCGGGCACCUCAUCCUCUCCAGAAUGCCAGCCUUGAGGAGCUCUCUGAAGGGACUUCUCUCUCUAGUGUUAUUAAAUCCUCAGAGGAUAACACAAUAGCCCAUAAAAUGGAUAUGACUGCUUUACAUGCCCCCAGGUUUCAUCAGUUUCCAGAGAACAAGGAUAUGAAGAGAGAGCAGAAGAAAGAGGUCCCCUGAGAGGUGAACCCAUCCCUAUCCCUUCUCCUGCAGACGGGUUAUACACUAUCUACGAGACUGACCAUGGACCUCAAGAGCGCAGUCCCAGAGGGGCGGAACUGGGGCUGGUGGAGCAUAUCAUCGGGAGAACUUUGUUCCUGGCUGCCUCAGAAGGCGGGUUAAAGGGAGGAGUCAAGGGUCAGGUUGAACUGGGAAAGUGGGCGGAACUGUUGUCUCCUUUGGAUGAAUCACGUGCUAGCAUCACAUCUGUCACCAGCUUUUCUCCUGAAGGUGAGGUGUCCUCACAAGGCGACUGGACAGUAGUGGAGGUGGAAACAUUCCACUGA